AUGCACUUUAGUUGCCAACCGCCGUCAAACACCGUCGAAGAAGAAUAAGUCCAACGAUGAAGCGCUGCUAGAUCAUUUUCGGUUCGAAGCUUGAAGACAGGUUUAAAAAUGUUCACACCACCUAAGAAGGGUAUGCCCAGCAUGAUUGACAGGGCUUUAAGGAUCAGAAGGGAGGAACAGGCUCGACAGGUGGUUCUCGCUUGGGGAGUCCUGUUUAUGUCUCUAGCUGGCAUGAUCUACACUGAAAUGUUGGGAAACUCAUUGAGCCGAUACUACAGCAUCACAUACUGGCCUAUUUGGUAUAUUGAACUGGUGCUAGCAUCUCUCUUCAGCCUCAGUGGUCUUUUUGAAUUCUGGAAAUAUUUUAAAUACACAAUGGCUCCCUCCACCAUUGCUGUGACCCCUCAACAGCGUGUUCUUCUAGGUCUGAGACAUACAGAAAAGGAGACUUCACCUCCAGCAGAAUUGUCUCCACCACAGGGGCAAAGUAUUCUCAGCUCCUCCUUUAGUGGUAUUUAUGACUCUUUCCCCCAGAAGCUUGAAAAGGAGUGCCUACCUCCAGCUGAGACCUCUCAAAUCCUGGGCCAGAGUAUUUUGAGUUUCAGCCCCUCUUGUCUGACUAGCGCUAGUCCCAAGUUCUCUCCCAGUUGUGUCCCAGGGUACAUUCCCCCAAUCAGCAACCCUUCCACUCCAAGUAGUGCAAGUGGAGCCUUUUCUCCCUUUGGAAAAGUGAUGAACUACAGUACCUCCCCUGGCUCCUCUCCAUAUCCCAGCAGCAUUGGCCCGACAGAAGGUUCCACUUUGAGGGCUCGAUACCGCACCUCUCCAUCAGUGUUUAACUCUCCGGGAAGCAAGGAAGAUUGCAUGGAUAAUCUUAAAAGCCUGGAAAAGUUCCUCCGCACUGAGGAGGAGAAGCGUCACCUCAGCCAGCUUGGGGGUCCAGGUUCUGUCUCUCCAAGUCGCAGCCCAACAAUUUGGAACUAUAACCACUCAUUGGGGGACUACGCGCAAAGCCUGCGGAAAUUCCUGUACCAGCCAGCCUGUAGCUCCGAGUCCCCCUCUGCCCACAAAGAUGAGACAGACCUGGGUUCUAAACAUGCUGCAGAGGAGGUGUGGGCCAGGAUCACAGGCAGCUGUGUAGUAGUGGACUGGAUCGAUACCUGGACAGCAAGACUGAGAAAUUGGAUCAGUGACACCAUCUUGGUCCCACUGGUUAAGGAGAUGGAUUCUGUCAACAGCCAGCUGAGGAGGAUGGGCUGCCCGGAGCUCCAAAUAGGAGAGGCCAGCAUAACCAGCUUGAAGCAGGCAGCGGUACUGAAAGCCUUGUCUAUCCCCUCAUUGAACUCUGUUGUUCAGUACCUGGAUCUCACGCCCAACCAGGAAUAUCUUGUGGACCGGAUAAAGGAGCUGGCCCACAGUGGCUGCAUGAGCUCCUUCUGUUGGAGUGGUGAUGAUCUGAAGAGCAGAAAGUGGGACACCGACCUCCCCACUGACUGUGCUAUCCUCAUGCAUAUGUUUUGCACAUACUUGGACUCCAGACUGCCUCCACACCCCAAAUAUCCAGACGGGAAGACGUUCACUUCACAACACUUCAGCCACACUCCGGAUAAACCUGAUAUGACCAACGAGAACCUCUUCUGCCUCCACCAGAGCAGCACCAGUCCUCCUCACUACCAGCUUAUCUACCAGGGUCACAUCUACAGUUUACCCAAGGGCAGGAACAACAUGUUCCACACAAUCCUCAUGUUCCUCUACAUCAUUAAGACCAAGGAGUCCGGGAUGCUGGGAAGAGUAAAUCUUGGUCUUUCUGGUGUGAACAUCCUGUGGAUAUUUGAAGAUUGAGGUGUUACUGAAAAACAACAAAAAGGUGCAAAUGGAUUUUUUAUUUUUUAAACUACAUGCUGUGGACAUAAAGCGUUGGAAAGUCUGCUCUUUAAUGGACACACACAUCUCUUUUUGGAAACACAUUUGGACAUUGUGGACAGCUUCACAAUUUCAUUCAACAAAUUGCCAACGUAGUCAAUGUUUUUAAAGGUUUUCUUUUACACCACUUUUGUAAUGUAAUGCAAAGCUACUUUUUUAAUGUUCAGUUUCCUGUCUUGUAUUUUUAUAAUGUUAACAGCAUGGCAGCAUUGUAAAGGAUAUACCUCAGAUUUAAGUGAUGGAUGGCAAAAAAUAAAGCUUGAUUAAUGGUUUGAAUAUAAAUUUAAAAAUAUAUAGGCUUCAAUGGUCAUUUGGCUUUUUGCAGUUAGUACUUUUUUAAGCCGUAGUAAAAUGAAUGUCUGCAGUAACAGAUGCUCCUCAAAGAAUAUCCUUGUGCAAACUGAAGCAGUGCACAAGUAAGGUUUCUGUUCUGCAGUAUGGCACAUUUCAUAAUAGUUUCUUAAAAUGUCGUACUUAUUAGAUUGUUUGAUAAAUGAGCAUGCUUGCAAAGAUUUCUGAAGUGCCAUCAUCCUGGUCUGACAUUAAGUUUGUUUUGGUAUCUCAUUUUGUACAUGUCACCUGAUAUUUCACAAUAAAUUGAGAAGAUUGUUCCUUUC
Molecule: messenger RNA, 2540 nt
Organism: Thalassophryne amazonica
Lineage: Eukaryota; Metazoa; Chordata; Actinopteri; Batrachoidiformes; Batrachoididae
Gene: tmem209
Product: transmembrane protein 209
Exons: 15
Coding region: 109-1842 (577 amino acids)
Cellular component (GO): membrane
Source: RefSeq, a predicted model, not a curated record